This is a messenger RNA of Heterotrigona itama, 1307 nucleotides long. The record is from the annotation of a GenBank genome assembly. Lineage: Eukaryota; Metazoa; Arthropoda; Insecta; Hymenoptera; Apidae.
UCAAGUAAAUACAUCGUGACUAAUGUUUUAACAAAAAAGAUGCGUAUCUUGGAUACCACGACACAAAAAUUUAAAUUUAGUCAUAUUUUCAAAAAUUCAUUUAUUUAGCGGUAAUAAAUAUUACCGCAGAAUUUAUAUUAAUCAAAAUCAAAAUAAUUAUGUUUUGAACGUGAAAAUUUUUGACCGAAUAUAUACACCGAAAAUUCAAAAUGAAAUGUGUGACAUAAAUUAUCGAAACUUUGCGCCGGUUCCGGAAAGUAAAUGCCCAGUUGCGUAGAAACACUAAUGGCGUGAACGUGAAAAAACUUCAAAAGUCGUCUGUCAUUCGAUCUCGAAAUGGGUGAUGCAAGCAAUGUCUUCGGCUUUGAACUUGUGCAAGAAAUAUACAAUAAUCAGAUCACAAGAAAAGAAGAUGUUUUAAUAUUAUUUGUUCAUUGGUAUCUUAUAAGGCAUGGAUUCAGAUGUAUUGGAAUCGGCGAUUCUAAAGCAUUUGAGCCAACAGAUAAAGGAUCACAAUUACUUCCAGAAGAAUGGAAUACACGUCCAAAUUACACAUUACGUUAUAUAAAUAACAGCAAAUUGUUCAUAUUUCAUGGUGUAAAGUCUGAUGAAGAUCUACUUAUAAACCUAUUGAGAGUUGACAAUCAGAAUGUAUCCAGUCUUCAGUUUCCAAUUAAUCAGACUGUAAAUGAACUUCGUGGAGCUUUAGAAGAUGUAAUACCUUCAUACCAAAAUAUUAUAAAUAUAAUUCAGAAAGAUCUUGUAGAACCAUUGCUUCCUAGCAAUACCACGGAAAAUUCUACUCAAACAAGAUCUGUAAAUGAUCAACCAAGAGACGAUCCAUUAAGAGCUGAUCCAUUAAGGGUAGAGUCAAGACGUCCCCCGUCCUCAUCAUAUCUAUGGAAUCCGGAAACUGAUCCCACAAGGGUGGGAGCUGCAGAUUUAAAUCCAUUGGGACGCGGUGGCGGUAUGAUUUUUGAUCCAUUUUCUUCGCAACGUAAUCGCAUGGAUCCGAUUAGACCCGGCUUAGGAGUUCCUGGUAGAUUACCAUCAGGCGCAGUUCCACCAUUUGCAAGAUUCGAUCCUUUUGGUCCACCAGACAUUGAUCGACCAAGACCACGUCACGAUCCAGACAGUGAUCACCUACCUCCCCCAGGAUACGACGACAUGUUUAUGUAAAACAAGAGAACAAAACUUGGCCAAUAAAGAAAGUAUAUACGGACUUACGGCGUGGUUUUGUACGUUAUUACUAUAGAGUCGCGAGAUAUUUAUAAUUUUGUAAAAAAAAAGAAGAAAAAAAGAAAAUA